This is a messenger RNA of Magnolia sinica, 769 nucleotides long. RefSeq lists its product as uncharacterized. The coding region runs from base 207 to 689 and encodes 160 amino acids. Lineage: Eukaryota; Viridiplantae; Streptophyta; Magnoliopsida; Magnoliales; Magnoliaceae. The record is from RefSeq and is a predicted model, not a curated record. The transcript has 3 exons.
AAUCCAAACUGAAAAUUUUGUUCUCUUUGAAUUGGAUCGGUUUGGAUUCGAUUGAAAAUUUCUUUUUGGCUUCAUGUCGGAUUGUUUGCAUGAUGCGAAUUGCUUGCAAUUUUAUAUUUUAUAUUUAGUAUGUUGGUUGAUUUAAAAAAUCAAGCUAGUUUACAUUUCAAGCAGGUUACACCGGCAGGAAAAAUGGAUAGCUAAAAAUGAAAAUUUCUUUUUGGCUUCAUGUCAGAUUCUUAUUCAUUGUUUCUUCCCUUCUGCAGGCUUGGACUGUGGCUGGAAGCAGCGAAGGGAUGGCAAAUCAUUUUUACGAACUUGUACCUGACAUGGCACUUGAUUUUCCAUUCGAACUGGAUAAGUUCCAAAAGGAGGUUGCUGCAACUCCCAUGGCAAUUUCACCAGUGAAAUCUGCGAAGAAGGGAAAGAGGCAUCCAGAGGAGUUUAUUAAGAAACAAUCUGCUACCAAAAAGCUUAAGAGAGAAGUAGAGGAAGUAGUCGAGAAGCAGAAGAGUGGCAAGAAGUUAAAAGCUUCUUUUGAGGUGGCACCAAAGAAGAAGCCUGAAACCAGCAGUUUCGAGGAUGUAUCUUCGUCUGAGGCGGAAAAAGAGGUUUGCUCGAUUGAAGCAGAUCGUGUUUUCCUUUAUGCCAAUGUAGAUGUUCUAUGCCCUACAAAUUCAAUAAGUUAGCAACAGCUUGCGAUUUGGUAUUUUGUGGCAUGAAACAAACAUUGUAUUUGAUUGAAUGAAUGAAUGAUUGACUAUGCACA